Ahaetulla prasina is the source of this 2312-nucleotide messenger RNA. It is a transcript of the gene MED22, whose product is annotated as mediator complex subunit 22. The coding region runs from base 165 to 659 and encodes 164 amino acids. The record is from RefSeq and is a predicted model, not a curated record. Lineage: Eukaryota; Metazoa; Chordata; Lepidosauria; Squamata; Colubridae. The transcript is spliced from 5 exons. Gene Ontology annotation, cellular component: mediator complex. Gene Ontology annotation, biological process: regulation of transcription by RNA polymerase II. Gene Ontology annotation, molecular function: transcription coregulator activity.
CAAACAACCAAUCAGCUUUCAGGAUUCAGCCAAUCAUGGAACAACCAAUCAGCUUUCAGGAUCCCUUUUCGGAUUAGAAAUGAUCGAUUAAGGAGUGGAAGUGAAAAGUGUGGAUGCUGAUAAGGAGGGGGGUGGGUGCUAAAUUCCUACACCUUUCCUAAGCCAUGUCACAGCAACGGGUCCUACCCCAAAGUAAAGAAACCCUCCUCCAGUCCUACAACAAGCGGCUGAAAGAUGAUGUCAAAUCCAUCAUGGACAACUUUACAGAAAUCAUCAAGUCCGCAAAGAUUGAAGAAGAAACCCAAGUGUCUCGCGCAACCCAAGGCGAACAGGAUAACUAUGAGAUGCACGUCAGAGCGGCAAAUAUUGUCCGAGCUGGCGAGUCCCUCAUGAAGCUGGUCUCCGACCUGAAGCAAUUCUUAAUCCUUAAUGACUUUCCUUCGGUCAACGAAGCCAUCAACCAACGCAAUCAGCAAUUGCGGGCCCUGCAGGAGGAAUGCGACAAGAAACUGAUCGCGCUGCGGGAUGAAAUCUCGGUUGACCUCUACGAACUGGAAGAGGAGUAUUACUCUUCCAGCUUGUACCUCUCUUUUUGGCAAUUUAUCUGCGAUUUUUUGCAAUUUCCGUUGGCUUCCGAGCAGGGGCUGCUAGAGGAGUGAAGGAAUAAAUUGGGGCAGGGUUUGGGAAAUUUACCCCCUACAAAAUACAGGUAGUCCUUGACUUAACGACCAAAUCGAGCCCAACAUUUCUGUUAAGUGAGUUUUGCCUCUUUUUUUUUUUUUUUACAACAUUCCUUGCCACGUUUGUUCAGUUAAUCACUGCAAUCGAUAUGUGAAUAACCUGCUUGUUAAGUGAAUCCAGCUUCCCCAUUGACUUUGCUUGUCAGAAGGUCGUAAAAGGAGAUCACAUGACACCCGCCCCUGGGACAUUGUGUUGUGUCUUGCCCGCUCUCACAGCAGCCGGGGCCUUCUUAUCUGCUCCCGAACACGGAGGAAUGUAUGCCUCCCGGCCCCAGUCCUGGCUCCAUGCCCAGACAAGCUGAAGAGGAGGGGGCACCUCCCGGUCCCAGCCCUGGCUCUAUGCCCAAGCAGGCUGCAGAGGAGGGAGCACCCCCCGGCCCCAGCCCUGGCUCCAUGCCCAGGCAAACGGAGCAGCUAGACCCCUCCCCCUCCUCCACAGCAUGUGAGCCUGAGGAAAGUUUAUUUCCAACAGCUGCUGAUUGGAGUGACCCUCGCGUCAGAAGGCUGGAUAGGCGGAGGCAACAGAAGGAAGGGAGGGGCAGGCCUUAAUGAGUGCUGAGUCAUGGAGCCACACCCCAUGGCCUAUAUAAAGGAUCUGCUUUCUGGCAGUCUCUGAGUCAGGCAAAGUUUAAACAUAUCUUGCUGAAGUCACUUUCUGGUCUCCUGCCUGCUCUGAGGACUUUGCUAGGACUUUGGGCAGAGCUGCAGAGGCACGCCUGAUUCGGAUUUCCCUGACCCGGCCGUCAGCGGAGGAGUGGGACACGACACAUUGCGACGGUCAUAAUAUGAGUCAGUUCUUUCACUAUCUGAAUUUUGAUCGUGUGACAACACCACCCCGGGACGCAACGUCUGUAAGGGUGAAAAGCAGUUCAUAAGUUGCUUUUUGUCAGUGUCAUAACUCCGAACGGUCACUAAAUGAACUGUUGUAAGUCGAGGACCAUCUGUAAAUAGAGGAAAGAGGAACCAAAGGCCACUGGAUAAAAAAACAACUGUUUUUCCCCCUUUAAAAUCUCCCCAGCUGUGAUUCCCUUUUGUGACCCUCUGUCCUGCCAAAUUAAGGGGGGAGAAGCCCGAUUCACUGAACAAUCCACGUUACUAACGGAAAAGCUGCCAUGAUGAUCCCCUUAACAGCGGUGGCAAGAAAGGUCGUAAAACGAGCCAACUUUCACUUAACGGCUGUCUGUCUCACUUAGUAGCAAGAGAAAUCCUGAUCUGAAUUGUCAUAAGUCCAGGACUGCCUGUAGGAUGAAUAUAUAUAUAUAUAUAUUUGUUUUCUGAGGUUUUCGCGGGUGUUUGUAUGUAGGUCUUUGGUUAUUCGGGUUUUCUCCCGCGUAAAAUUGGAAGUGUCUUGGCGACGUUUCGACGAAAUCCCAUUCGUCAUCAUCAGGCUAGGUGCUUACAGCUUCCUAUUUCUAGGAGAAAUGUACGAUCGCUGCUGUUUCUUCCUUUUAACUGCUAGUGGGGGUUUGAACUGAUUGGUUGGGAGCUGAUUGGGUGGAGGUGUGUUUGGUGGUUGGGAGUUUGGCUGUGCUCUAAUUUCUCCUAGAAAUAGGAAGCUGUAAGUACCUAGCC